AAUAUAUGAAUAUUAUUCCAAUUUGUUAUUCUCUCUCUCACACACACAUAUAAAUUUGUUGUUCUUCUCAAUCCAUCUUCCGACACAACAAAACCGAUCUUAGAAACCACAAGACAUCAAAAAAUCCAAGUGCCCUAUAUUUUUAUGAGUUUUCAUUUUGGCCCGGUAUUUCUCGAUUUUUGCUUUUGUAACCACGGUUGAUCGUAAUGGGCCACGUCGCAACCGCGAGAAUGUGCAGGUCGCUGUACGGAAAUCUCCGACCGGUGAUAUCGACUUCCGUACGAUCCGGUUUGGUAUCCGGACCGGACAUAUUGGGAAACAUCAACCACACCUCGGCUUUUCGGUUUUCGAGUUCCGAGUCAUCCUCGCGGGACUCUGGAAAACAACUGCCGGAAAAUUCUGUCCGUACCGCCGACGGCAAAGUCAUAUCCACUUAUUGGGGUGUGCCUCCGGUUAAGCUUACCAAACCGGAUGGUUCAGCUUGGAAGUGGAAUUGUUUUCAGCCAUGGGAUUCAUACAAACCGGACGUGUCAAUUGACGUGACCAAGCACCACAAACCGUCCAAUUUCGCAGAUAAAUUCGCAUACUGGACGGUCCAAACGCUCAAAAUCCCGGUCCAAUUAUUUUUCCAGAGGAGGCAUAUGUGCCAUGCGAUGUUGUUAGAGACAGUAGCUGCGGUUCCGGGAAUGGUCGGAGGGAUGCUUUUGCAUUGCAAGUCUUUGCGAAGGUUCGAACACAGCGGCGGUUGGAUCAAAGCUUUGCUUGAAGAAGCCGAAAACGAACGAAUGCACCUCAUGACCUUCAUCGAACUCUCUCAACCCAAAUGGCACGAGAGAGCUCUAGUCUUUGCGGUGCAAGGCGUAUUCUUCAAUGUAUACUUCUUAGCCUAUGUACUCUCUCCGAAAUUGGCUCAUCGGAUCGUCGGAUACUUGGAAGAGGAGGCGGUGAAUUCGUAUACCGAAUUCCUCGAAGAUUUGGACAACGGAAAAUUCGAAAACGUCCCUGCGCCGGCCAUUGCCAUCGACUAUUGGAGGUUGCCUAACGACGCAACUCUCCGGGACGUUGUAUUCGUCAUUAGGGCCGACGAAGCUCACCACCGUGACAUUAACCAUUAUGCUUCGGACAUUCAAUUCCAAGGACAUGAACUUAAGGAGGCUCCUGCUCCAAUCGGAUAUCAUUAAGAUCACGUGACAUGACAACGCAUCUCCGUUUUGAUGUCUGUAUGAAUAUUAUGUCUAUAUAUGCGCCUAUAUAUAUGUGUGUACACGUGUGUGCGGUGUAUUGAAAUAAAAAUAAUUUAGUAAAGGGUAGUAAUAAAAUUAAUUUUAAAAUA
This is a messenger RNA of Tarenaya hassleriana, 1333 nucleotides long. RefSeq names its product ubiquinol oxidase 3, mitochondrial. NCBI's taxonomy places the organism in Eukaryota, Viridiplantae, Streptophyta, Magnoliopsida, Brassicales, Cleomaceae. The transcript has 5 exons. Gene Ontology annotation, biological process: alternative respiration. Bases 207 to 1181 code for a protein of 324 amino acids. Gene Ontology annotation, cellular component: mitochondrion. Gene Ontology annotation, molecular function: alternative oxidase activity. The record is from RefSeq and is a predicted model, not a curated record.